Messenger RNA from Xenopus laevis (African clawed frog), 2362 nucleotides. RefSeq names its product peripherin 2 like S homeolog (gene prph2l.S). NCBI's taxonomy places the organism in Eukaryota, Metazoa, Chordata, Amphibia, Anura, Pipidae. Gene Ontology annotation, cellular component: membrane; plasma membrane. Gene Ontology annotation, biological process: visual perception. The record is from RefSeq and is marked provisional.
GAGAAAAGCAGCCCAUAUCAGAGCUAUUUCGAUACCCAUUCUGUAUAUUACAUUUUGUUAAUACUCUGCUCUACAGAAUACAUGAAAUCUAGGGAAGGACAGACGUCGACACAGGAAUCCAAGCUACAGGAUGGCAGUGCUGAAAGUGAAAUUCACAAAGACCAGAAGGGGAAAACUGGCACAGAUUUUGUGGAUCCUUAACUGGUUGUCGGUGGUGACAGGACUCAUUAUAUUCAGCCUCGGCCUCUUUCUUAAAAUUGAAAUCAAGAAACGCAGCGAGCUGAUGGUGAGUGGUGGAAUGCACACAGUCCCCAACAUGCUCAUAGCCGUGGGAGUCAUUGCUUGUGUCAUCAACUUUUUUGGGGGCAAGAUCUGCUAUGACUGCUCGGACUCCAACAAAUUUGUACGAUGGAAGCUGUUUAUGUUGCCCUACAUAAUCUGCACCUUCUUCUUCACCUUCUGCGUCUUUGCAGGAGCCAUCAUGUGUUACACAACGCGGAAUGAACUAGAAUCCGCAUUGUAUCGUGGACUUAAGGAUGCAUUGAAGUAUUACAAAGAUACGGACAUUCCAGGACGUUGCUUCUUAAAAUCCACCAUAGACCUCUUACAGAUUCAGUUUCGCUGUUGCGGAAACAAUGGCUUUAGAGACUGGUUUGAGAUCCAGUGGAUUUCUGCACGGUACCUGGAUAUGGGUUCAAAAGAGGUUGUUGAUCGUUUUAAAAGCAACGUUGAUGGGAAGUACCUUAUGGAUGGAGUCCCGUUUAGUUGCUGCAACCCCAGCUCCCCUCGGCCUUGCAUCCAGUACCAGGUGACUAACAAUACAGCUCACUACAACUAUGACUACUUGACAGAAGAGCUGAACAUCUGGACUCGAGGCUGCAGAGAGGCCCUUCUGGAAUAUUAUGAUGACCUCAUGCAAUCUAUUGGCUUGACUGUCCUUUUGAUUUGGCUCUUUGAGCUAUCAGUGCUGACUGGCGUACGGUACCUGCAGACCGCCAUGGAAAAUGUUUUGGUCCUGGGAGACCCAGAAAGUGAAUCCGAUGGUUGGUUACUAGAAAACAGCUGCGUGGAAACGGCCAAGCAUAACUUCCAGAUCAUCAAGAACCUUGGAAAAGCAAACCAAAUAAACACAAUGGCUGGAAAAUCAGACCCAAAUAUGGAUAUACCAACAGCAGACUAUGGUCCAGAUAAUGUUCCUCCUGGUCCCAUUCCAUGUGACAGUUGACCUUGUUUGAGUUUGGUGCCUGCCAAGAAUAUUGCACCAAAGCUAUAAAAGCCAUUAAUGCCACUGAUGGGAUUUCCCCCGUCCAUCCCGAGUGCACUGAGACUUGGGGGCCCAUUUACUUAGCUCGAGUGAAGCUAAACUUCGAAUUCCGAAUGUUUUUUUUGGCUACUCCGACCAUCGAAUUGGCUACUUCGACCUUCAACUACGACUUUGAAUCGAACGAUUCAAACUAAAAAUCGUUUGACUAUUCAACCAUUCGAUAAUCGAAGUACUGUCUCUUUAAAAAAAACUUCGACCCCCUACUUCGCCACCUAAAACCUACCGAAGUGCAAUGUCAGCCUAUGGGGAAGGUCCCCAUAGGCUUUCUAAUGUUUUUUAGGUCGAAGAAAAAUCGUUCGAUCGAUGGAUUAAAAUCCUUCGUUUGAUCGUUCGAUCGAACUAUUUGCGGUAAAUCCUUCGACUUCGAAGUCAAAGGAUUUACAUUAGACAGUCGAAUAUCAAGGGUUAAUUAACCCUCAAUAUUCGACCCUAUGUAAAUCUGCCCUAUAGUGCUAGGAUAUCUUACUGGAUCUCUCAAGGUUUUAGAUUUGCAAUUAAGAAUUUUUAGCAGAACAACUAUUUUGAUUUAAUUUGCUGGAAAACAAAGUGGGAAAGUCCGAGAGAGAUAAUUUGGAAGAAGAAAAUGAUUUGUGAUUCAGAGAAAACAAGUCCUAUUACUAUACUCUUUGAUAAAUAUACCCCUAUAACUCGACCUUUGAUAAAUAUGCCCCGAGUGAUGAGACUUUUUGUCUUUUUACAUUUUCAACAGACAACAGUAUUUUCUUGGCCCUUCUAUCCCAUAUUCCUAAAAUGUUACAAUCAGUAUAGUCGAAGGAAACCAAAUCAGGAACGCUUAAAAAAAUGCAAUAAGAAGGCCAACACGUGUAUUUAAUUUAGAUGCUACUGUCUGAUAAACCCCAAAGAAACCCAUAAUAGGGUAAUAUAAUCAGAUUAUAAAGUAUGUUUGUCUCCCGAUAGGUCUCUGGUUCUGUUUUCUCCAAGAUGUUUUUAGUUGCUGCACAAAGUAGGAGUAAAUGAAGGUAAAUAAAGCAAAAUAUCACUGCUAUGCAAUUAAACAGAACAAUGGAACAAAACAUA